AUGGCAUGCACACCAAGUCCCCGAAACUAUCUAAAAAUGCCUGAAAAUAAAGCUGCGUCCUGGACAUUUCUAUCUUCUAUUGAUGAGUUCAACAAAUGGGCUAAGAAAAUUUGUUUUCAGAUUGGAGAUUCUUUAGUUCUAAAGUAUGAUUCCAAGACCGAUUCAGUGCUGGAAGUGAUCGAGGAAGACUACAAAAUCUGCAACAACACCAAUCCAAUAAAAUCACACCAUGAUGGAGAAACUACAAUUUCACUGGAAAAAUUAGGUCCAUUUUUCUUCAUCUAUGUAGCUAAAGAACGUGUUCAGAACGGUCAAAAGCUAGAGGUUAUUGUUCUGUCCUAUAAACAUAGCUCUGGCCAACAAUCUACAGCGCAGGCACCUUCUCCUCAUCAUCACCAUCACUACUACCAUGCACCGGCGCCAGCCCCGACUAAUGAUGGUACUAGUCUGAAGGCGACGGAGAGGUUUAUUUGUGGCACUGCGGUAGUGGAAAUUUUGGUUGUGUUGUGUAGACUAGUUUUAUUAUUCAUGGGUUCUAACGUUGAGCUACAUUUUAUUUUCAUUAUUCUUUAUCACGUAUAUAUUUCCUUCUUUUAA
Messenger RNA from Olea europaea var. sylvestris, 597 nucleotides. Its product is annotated as early nodulin-like protein 3. The record is from RefSeq and is a predicted model, not a curated record. Gene Ontology annotation, molecular function: electron transfer activity. The transcript is spliced from 2 exons. Gene Ontology annotation, cellular component: plasma membrane. NCBI's taxonomy places the organism in Eukaryota, Viridiplantae, Streptophyta, Magnoliopsida, Lamiales, Oleaceae. The coding region runs from base 1 to 597 and encodes 198 amino acids.